Molecule: messenger RNA, 1611 nt
Organism: Penicillium canariense
Lineage: Eukaryota; Fungi; Ascomycota; Eurotiomycetes; Eurotiales; Aspergillaceae
Exons: 2
Coding region: 1-1611 (536 amino acids)
Biological process (GO): mitotic G2 DNA damage checkpoint signaling; protein phosphorylation
Cellular component (GO): nucleus; cytoplasm; site of double-strand break
Molecular function (GO): protein kinase activity; ATP binding
Source: RefSeq, a predicted model, not a curated record
AUGCAGCACUCGCAGCUGGCCCCACUGCCAAGCGACGUGCCUUUUCGCAUCGUCUCCAAGACAAUCGGCCAGGGCGCGUAUGCCUGUAUUAAAAAAGCCUGUCCCCUCAACUCGGAUAAUCCCGUCUUCGCAGUCAAGUACAUCCACAAGGACUACGCCGCGCGCCAUGGCAAGAUCAGUGCCAGACAACUGCAACUGGAGGUGACAGUACACCGGCACGUUACGGGUCACAAUAAUAUCAUCAGUUUCUUCCAGACCGGUGAGGACGAGAUAUGGCGGUGGAUUGCGAUGGAACUGGCCGAGGGUGGGGAUCUGUUCGACAAGAUUGAGGCGGAUGAGGGCGUGGGCGAGGAUAUCGCACACGUCUACUUCUCGCAACUGAUUAGUGCCGUGAGCUUCAUGCAUUCCAAGGGCGUGGGCCAUCGCGAUAUCAAGCCAGAGAACAUGCUCCUCACAGGAGAUGGGAAUUUGAAGAUUGCGGACUUUGGCCUGGCAGCGCUGUUCGAGUAUAAGGGGACCCGCAAGCUCUCGACUACGUUCUGCGGCAGUCCCCCGUACAUUGCUCCCGAGGUGAUCUCCUGCAGCACUCGUGGUCAAAACAAAGGAUCAGGGUAUCAUCCAGACUUGGUCGAUAUCUGGUCCUGUGGCAUUGUGCUGUUCGUCCUCCUCGCGGGCAAUACGCCAUGGGACAGCCCGACAGAUGAUAGUUACGAAUUUCAUGAAUACCUCACGACGAAUGCGCGAACCACCGAUGAGCUGUGGCAGAAGCUGCCGCCCGCCACACUAUCACUCCUACGUGGUAUGUUGACGAUCGACCCCAAGGGUCGCUUCUCGCUGGAAGAUGUGAGAAGGCACCCUUGGUAUACUCGAUCGAACAAAUACCUUUCAUCCGAAGGUAAAUUAAGAGACCCUAUCAACCUCGCCACAUCUAUGUUCGAAUCGCUGCAUAUCGACUUCAGUCAAGACCCUCUCUCCCAGAAGAGGAAGGGCGCCAGUCGAAGCUUCGACCCGAUGGACAUGGAUAUGGAUGACAACGGUGACGCUACCUCUGGAGGUAUGUCAUCCACGCAGCCGGAGAUGUUAGGGGGUGGCAUGGUCAUGGACUGGGACACCCCACACCUGGCUGGAGAGUUUUCUUCCACGCAGCCCGCCGAAAAGCCAUUUGCAUCGCAGGACAUUGCAAUAGCAACGCACCUUGAAGACGAGCCUUCGUUGUCACAAUUCUCCCAGCAGCCUUCUGUGCCCUUGAGUCGAACUCAGAAUGCCCAAAAGUUCCAGGACAUUAUCCCCUCGCGCUCAAUGACGCGCUUCUAUUCUGCAUGGGAGCUGAAGCUACUGGUCCCAUUGAUCUGUGAAGGCCUACACCGUCUGGGAGUACCUGUUCCCUCAGUCCCUGCCGUGAGUGCUGGUGACACUGCUGCUAUGAUUCGGGUGAUUGCCAAGGAUGGUAGAAUGUGCUCACUCCAGGGCAAGGUCCUCAUUGAGUGUGUUUCCGAGGGACUCUUUGAGGUGGAGUUUGUCAAGAUCAAGGGGGAUCCCUUGGAGUGGCGCCGAUUCUUCAAAAAAGUGGCUAUCCUCUGCAAGGAUGCGGUUUUCAAGCCAGACGAAUAA